Messenger RNA from Larimichthys crocea (large yellow croaker), 6218 nucleotides. RefSeq names its product frizzled class receptor 3a (gene fzd3a). NCBI's taxonomy places the organism in Eukaryota, Metazoa, Chordata, Actinopteri, Sciaenidae. Bases 1 to 2079 code for a protein of 692 amino acids. Gene Ontology annotation, biological process: non-canonical Wnt signaling pathway; canonical Wnt signaling pathway. Gene Ontology annotation, cellular component: plasma membrane. Gene Ontology annotation, molecular function: Wnt-protein binding; Wnt receptor activity. The transcript has 8 exons. The record is from RefSeq and is a predicted model, not a curated record.
AUGGAUCUCCUGUGGGUGCUGUCAGUGUCCAUGUUGACGGCGUGUGUUGCCAUCCCCAUGGAUGCGGCGGCGGGGAGCCACAGUCUUUUCACCUGUGAGCCCAUCACCCUCCGUAUGUGCCAGGGGCUGCCCUACAACUCCACCUUCAUGCCCAACAUCCUGAAUCAUUACGACCAGCAAACUGCUGCCCUCGCCAUGGAGCCGUUCCAUCCCAUGGUGAACCUACAGUGCUCUCCGGAGCUCCGGACGUUCCUGUGUGCACUCUACGCCCCGGUGUGCACAGAGUACGGCCGGAUGACUCUGCCAUGUCGGCGCCUCUGUCUGCAGGCCAAGAGUGACUGCUACAAACUGAUGGAUAUGUUUGGUGUCAGCUGGCCACAGGAGAUGGACUGCAACAGGUUCCCAGACUGUGAUCAGUCCUACCCCCGUCCUGUAGACCUGCUGUCCAGCUCGGACACCACAGAGUCCCCCGUCUCUGUCCAGCGGGACUACGGCUUCUGGUGUCCGAGAGAGCUCAAAAUCGACCCCGAGCUUGGCUACUCCUUCAUGGGGGUCCGUGACUGCUCCCCCCCGUGUCCCAACAUGUACUUCACACGUGAGGAGCUCACGUUCGCUCGCUAUUUCAUCGGGGUGGUGUCCAUUGUCUGUCUGUCCGCCACCCUCUUCACCUUCCUGACUUUCCUCAUCGACGUGUCGCGCUUCCGAUACCCAGAGCGUCCAAUUAUAUUCUACGCCGUGUGCUACAUGAUGGUGUCCCUGGUGUUCUUCCUGGGGUUUCUGUUGGAGGACAAAGUCUCCUGUAACGCAGCCAGUCCUGGGAGGUUCAGGGCUUCAACCGUGACCCAAGGCUCCCAUAACAAGGCCUGCACCCUUCUCUUCAUGGUGCUGUACUUCUUCACCAUGGCCGGCAGCGUCUGGUGGGUCAUUCUGACCAUCACCUGGUUCCUUGCUGCUGUUCCAAAGUGGGGCAGUGAGGCAAUAGAGAAGAAGGCUCUGCUCUUCCACGCCUGUGCCUGGGGCAUCCCCGGUGUCCUCACCGUCAGCCUGCUCGCCAUGAACAAGAUCGAGGGAGACAGCGUCAGUGGCGUUUGCUUUGUGGGGCUGUACAACUUGACGGCGCUGCGCUGGUUCCUGCUCGCCCCACUUGGACUGGACGUAGUGGUCGGCGUGGCACUGUUGCUGGCAGGCAUAGCAGCACUAAACCGGGUUCGCAUGGAGAUUCCACUGGAGAAGGAGAACCAGGAGAAACUUGUGAAGUUCAUGAUCCGUAUCGCAGUGUUCUCCGUGCUCUACCUGGUCCCUCUGCUGGCCGUCCUGGGCUGCUACCUUUACGAGAACAGCUACCGAGCCAUCUGGGAGACGACCUGGGUCCAGGAGAAGUGCAGAGACUACCACAUCCCCUGCCCCUACCAGGUGGAGCGCACCAGUCGUCCUGACCUGGCCUUGUUCCUGAUCAAGUACCUGAUGAUGCUGAUCGUAGGAAUCCCCUCUGUGUUCUGGGUGGGCAGUAAGAAGACCUGCUUCGAGUGGGCCAGCUUCUUCCAUGGCAAGAGACGCAAAGAUGCGAUGGUCAACGAGAGCCGCCAGGUGCUCCAGGAGCCCGACUUCGCCCAGCUGCUGCUCAGGGACCCCAACACACCCAUCGUGAGGAAGUCGCGGGGCACGUCCACCCAGGGCACGUCCACCCACGCCUCAUCUACCCACCUGGCCAUGUUGGAUGAACCGCCCAGCGCCAGUACCAGCCGGGCUGGCUCGGUCCGCAGCGCCCGCUCCAAGAUGAGCAGCUACCACGGCAGCCUGCACCGCUCCCGAGACGGCAGAUAUACGGCCUCCAGUUUCCGGGCCGCGGAUGACCGGCUGCCCUACGGAAGCAUGCCUCGCCUCAACGACCAGUCGCAGUCCAAGCACUGCAGCACCAACCGCCUGGACGGCCUAUCACGCCAUGGAUCCACCCAACGACUGGAGAGCCAAUCACGGCACAGCAGUGUCAGGGACCUCAGUGGCGCCACCCAAGCUGUCCUCGGUGUCCCCGGAAAUGGGAUCCACAGGGUCCUGGAGGAGGACGGAGCUACAGCCUAAGCAGGAAACCAGUUGUAACCCCCCUUUGUCCUGAAAGAAUGUGUGGAUCCACAGGAAGACACUGUGACAUCCACUCCUGUUGACUGAAGCUCCACAUGAUGCUCCAGUGGACUGAUGAACUAAGACUAGGGUUAAUCCAGCCAAAAACACGAGGACCGCGUGGAUCGAUGCCUUAAAAUGUCCUCUCAGCUUUACUCAACCUUCUAGCUGAUCCCAAAAACUGAAUUUAUUUGUCCAGUUUACAAAAGUACGAUGGAUUUCGUUGUCCUGAAAGUGACCCGAGGGUAGCCGACACUGGAAAAUGACGUUGAGGCUUCACUGUUGGACCUACGUUACUGAGCCGAGAACAAAACGUGACCAACACUGACAGACUGCCCUGCAUUUUUUUUUUACUUGUACUGUACUCGUUUGUAUAAAGGAUGGUAGACAUCACGCCUUCUCCUCAGCGUCAGGAGGUGGAUGCAGGUUUACCUGCUAUAUUUGAACUGUUGUGCACGUCUUCAGCUACUGAGAUCUCCCGUUAUUUUUCAAAUGGUGACAUAACUUGAUAGAAACCCUAUUUAUAAAAGGCAAUUUUACACACCCAAUUUUUCAAAACUUCUCAUCAAAAGUAACAAAUUAGCUACAAGUUUAAUUAACCAAGUUCUACAGAUGCUGUGCACGACUCUACAGAAGCCUUCAGUCUUUGUUUUUAUAUUGAGGUACUUCAUUGCUCCGCUGUGAUGAUGGAAAAUGUCUGUGGUGGAUCUGUGGUUGAUGCAAGGGCUGAAAUACAGGAAAAAAAGCUGAAUCCAAACUCCUGCCUUACGACUGUGUGUUCAGACAGAACGCUGAGCGACACAGAAAGACACGAGCAGACCUCAGAUCUGCUUCACUGCAACACACACCGACACACUCAGAUAGCUGGUGUGUUUGUUGCGAACACACAGUGUGUGUCGGGCUUCUCUUUCUGUCUGAACACACCUCUACAGUUUGAAUAGAUAGCGCCCUUACAUUAGUCAAAUUCUAAGUAGUUUGUCCUGUUUUUAAAAUGUGUCCUUACUCGUAUAGCUGCUGUCAAAUGUUAGAGUGACAUUUCUUCUAGUGGCAAACGUGUGUAUAGAUGUAAAAACUGAACUUCAUUUGUAAUAAAGUUUUUUUUUUUAAAGAAGGCACAGAGGAUGUUUAAUGACCACACAGUCACACACUGGGAGUGUAUUUGUAACAGCCCUCCGCUUUAUUGAAAUACAUCGGAGUCAGGUUAAUAUAAUGAGUUCUCCACAUAAGUGUGGCAGCCAGUUCCAUACAUUAUUUUUGUUUUGACCUUACACCUUAAAUAUUUUUUUUUUUGUGCAAAAAAGAAUCUACAUCACCUGUAGUGGGUUAUCCUCAGUAAAACGCCCAAACCGUUCAAAAAGGAGCAAGUCCAAGUAAAACAACAAACCGAAAACAAAAAUGAUUACAUCUAUAACAUGCAAAACUGUACAAAUUAUUACAAAGCAAUCCUAGAAAAAAACAAAAUAAACAAAAAGUGUAAUAUGAUAUGAAAGAGCAAAAUAAUAUAGAAGGUACUGUAGAUAAGACCUCACUGAAAUGCAAAGGCGUUUGAAUUUUUUUAUUUUAGAUUUUCCUUCUCUUAAAUGUUACCACUGUGGCACCUCAGCCAUCAAAGCACCUGUCACCCUUCACCCCUGAAAACAUUUCAGAUUUUUUAUUUGAAUUUUUUUUUAUUACAUCUCGUCCUCACCACCUUUUCUCUUCCUGCUGUCUCCGCCCGGGUCGCAUCUACUGUAAACUACCGCCAGAUUCAUUUCUCCCUCACUCGCUCACUCCAGCCAUCCAUCUAUCCAUCAAACAAACCCAUUUUUAAAUGAAAAUAAUUCAUUGGUUCUGACAUUUCCUGAGUUUUCUCUUCCCCUUUUCCUUAAACUGGGAUAUCUAGGAUCAGUUUCUCUGUACAAUAUUGGCCCGAUAAUAAAACACCUGGCUAAGACGGUUCUCUCACCCCCACCUAAUACAUUCUACAGAUAAACUCCAGCAGGAACUAUGGAGACUAGCUUAAAAAAAAAAAGUUUCUAAGAGGUGUUUGUUUGGAAUAAAACCAGCUUAGUGGCACCGUGGAGCUCCAAACCUCUCCCUCUCUCUUCAUAUAAAAUGGAAUACUAAAAUAAAAACACUUGGAAUGGGUUGUUUAGCUACUUUGUUGUGUUUCAACAGGAGAAUCGGCAGGAAUGAAGGAACCGCCAUGUUUUUGUUUCCCUUUCUAAUAAACAAAACAAGCGGAAUAAACUGGAGGAUUCUGACCCAGGACGCUGUGCUGUACAUCACGAGUCUCUAAUAACAACAGGCCGCUCUUCUUACAGAUCACACCACGCCAUAGUUGGUGUUUCAUGUCGGGACAGUUGCGGACAGCUUUCCGGCUCCGUGCACAUUGUUCCCUCACAGUUUGACUCUGAUCUGGCCCUCAAGUAAAAAUGCCUUUUUUUUCUUUUUUUUUCGAUCCGUCUGUAAACUGAAGGAGAUGAACAGAGGUAACAGGUUUUUGGCUGUGAAUGUCAUGCUCUGCAGCCAGGAGCUGCCACACUGUAAAAAUGCUCUUUCAGAGGCCUUUCUGCUCUGCCAAAGAAAAGAAAAGAAAAGAAAAACGCCUGGAGGGGGGUUUAAAACAUCCAGCCCUGUUCAUUUUACAGACAACAGGUCGCACUGAGCUCAUUUCAUCUGCGACAAACAGAAACCCAAGUGCUGACUUUUCUCGCAGCGUGGAAGUGUUUACAUUCUCGUUUUUAGUGUUUUAUUUUUAAAGAGCUCUUACAAACGUCGCUUUACAAUGAACACAUGGACCGAGCCUCCUCUGGAAUACGCAAAGGCCGUCAGAAAGACAAAACAAGAAAUCACAAAGUCUCCCUCUUUUGUCCAUUUUUGGUUAAAUCAAGCUCAAGCGGAAGGACUGAUCUUUCCAUCCAGAUACCACAGUGAAUUUAAAAUACACACACGCACACACACACACGUUAACUGUUGAUUAAAUGAUCAGAACCGCUUCACCUCUUUGACAGUCGAGAGGUGGAGCAGGACAAGGCAUUAUGCUGCAUAAAAACACCACCUCGGUGUGUGUGUGUGUGUGCGCACACGUAUGCGCGUGUGUGUAGAUACAGGUUUGUGAUAAAUGCACGUGUACGGGCAGUAGUGUGGAUCCAUACGUGACUUCUCUUCACUCGGACAGAGUGGGGAGGAAACAAAAACACAAACACAACGCGUGUCGUACAUACAAUAUAAAAGAAACAAAUCUAAAAUCAAAUCGGUAAAAAAAAGAAAAGUGGUUUAAAAUGGCUUUUUGUGUGAAUACAACCCCAAAUCACUCCAAACAAACACAAAAGGAAAAUAAAAGUCAAGGAGGAGUUUGUUUUCCCUCCCCAUGUAGUUCUCUAUAGUAUUUUCCUUAUCAUAUAUUACUCUCUACUUUGAACCUAUGUACAUUACUGUGAUGGGAACCUGUGUGUGAGUUGGUCGGUUUGGUUGGACAGCAAACAUCUAAACACUACGAUGGACGAUGGAGGACACGCCCAGGGAUGCUGCUGCUGCUGGAUGAUGUCACUUGCAACUGGACCAAUGAGGAAGAGAGAGUAGCAACGGAGGAGGAGGAGCUGUGAUGAUGUCAUAGGAGCCGGCAUUAUUAUCAUUACUAUUAUUAUUAACGCUGCUUUUUUUAUGCUGAUGGCGGACAAAUAAAAAAAUAUUAUAAAGUCACUGCACUUAGUAUGAUGAGAAACAAAAAAAAAAAAGAAUCAUUGCUUUCCUUUAUCUCUCUCUCUCUCUUUUCUUUUUUUUUUUUUUAACAUUUUCAAUUUCUGCAGCACCCGAAGAGAAAGCAUCUGAGGGAGGUGAGGAGGGAUUUAAACUCCACCCGUCUGAUUCAGGCCAUGAAGCGCACCUCCCUUUCCUUGUCUAAGAUUGAUAAAUAAAUUAAAAUAUUGUCCCCUAAAACCCAAAGGGUCCUAUGUACAAGUACAAAUCAUUUUCUCUCGAUAAUAAUCCUCUUCUCUUUUUGUUGCAUCGUGAGGUUUUUGAGUCUCUGAAUGAAUCGAGGGCAGGGGCAGGGUGGGUGGGGGCGUGGACAGAGUGGUGUCGGCGAAGCUCGACGCUUCGGUUCGAUAGCAAAAAAA